Messenger RNA from Pseudogymnoascus verrucosus, 1183 nucleotides. RefSeq lists its product as uncharacterized. Lineage: Eukaryota; Fungi; Ascomycota; Leotiomycetes; Thelebolales; Thelebolaceae. The coding region runs from base 84 to 1085 and encodes 333 amino acids. The transcript has a single exon. The record is from RefSeq and is a predicted model, not a curated record.
AUCGAUUAGAAAGAUAUACAUACUCUCUCAUAAUAUCGUAUGGUCUCAAGCUUCUAUUUUCUAUUCUGUAUAUUUUCUUUGACAUGAACAUGGACACACCAGAAGCAAUUACCGGCCCUGUAGCCUUCCACCGCUGGCCCCAAGACCUGGCCCAAACGAUCCUUAUAUCAGUCCUCCAAGACCACCUCCCCCACAGCAACCCUCUCUACAACCGCAUCCUCGCUCCCCAAAACACUCCAUCCCGACACUGCCUCUUCGCCGCCACCUUCCCCCCUUCUUCCUCCCCCAAUCCCUCCUCCACCCCCACCAUCCUCUUCGCCGACCGCUCCCGCCACACCGAAGCCCAGAUCUGGCUCUUCAACCCCCUCACCAUCCUCCCCUCCCUAUCAGCCUCAGAAUCUGAAACCCUCAAUUCCCACGCAAAAGCCGCAAUCGUCUUCCUCCGCGAUACCGUCGUCCCCGCCGCGCCAGGCUGGCCUUUCCUACCCCUCCUCAAGUUCGGAUGCAUACCCACCCACCUCGCCGACGCCAUCACAUGCGUCGCGCGCCCCUUUGAUGCCGUGAAGCAUGACACGAAUUGGACGCACUUCAACAUCCCCUUAGCGGGUCCCCACGCCUCGUCGCUGCCGGAGGGAUUCCAGAUCGCCCCCGUCCCGCGUGAGCAGCUGGGGCUCGUUAUAGCGACGAGCGGGAUUCCGAGGGAGGCAGAGACGCUACAGGGGCUGCCUAGCGUGGCUAUAUUGGAUGAGGGCGGAGAAAUGGUCGCCUGGGCGUUUGUGGAUGUUGAUGGGUCGUUGGCGACGCUGUUUGUAGUUGCGGAGCAGAGGGGGAAGGGGCUUGCGAAGGCGGUGGCGGGGGAGCUUUUGGGGAAGUUGGGUAGAGGGGAGUUUAGGUCGAUUAGUGGAAGGGGGAAGGGGGUUGUAGAUGGCGAUGAUGGAUUGCUGCCGUUUGGGCAGGGGAGUGGGUGGGUGCAUUCGGAGGUCAAGGAGGGGAACAGUAGGAGCGAGAAUGUGGUUGGAGGGCUGGGCGGAAAGAGAUGUGGAAUGAGUAGGUAUGUGUUUAUUGCUUCCGACUUGAUUCCGUAGGUAUUCUCUGAAUAGGUGGAUAUCUGUAUAUACUUUCUAGAUAAACCGAUACCAUAGCCAUAGAACCAUAGACGUAGAUAUUAUACACAGAUCUGAAG